GAAGUUAUUGUUGAUGAGCUCAGCAUUGUGAGCUGAUGUGUCAACACAGAUCAGCAUCCUGACAAAUUCUCUCUCACUCACAUUCUCUUAUGACUGAUUUCACCUCAACGGUCAGAAUGGAGAGGAGAGAAAACUCAGGUUGUAAUUUCGAUGGCGGAUUUAACACUUUGAUUUGUCAAGAUGACUUGCACGACGAGGAGCACCCCUCUUACUCCCCCUCUAACCAAAACAGGCAACAAGUGUUCAUGUCUAAAAUGACACAAGGGAGACAUGGCAGGCUGGCUGUAGUGAGCCUGGUGGCACUCGCUGCUCUUCUACUAAUAGUUGAUAUCAGCCUGGGGAUCAACUAUAACAAACUCAAAGACACCCACCUCGCAACUGAUGAUACAGAACGUAUCGAAAAGGAGAUGAACAAACUCCAAGAUGCUUACAAGACUGCGAUCGAAAACACAGAGACAACCAAGAAGCAGCUGAACAGUGAGAUGGGCCGUCAGAAAGAAACCAACUGGGAGCUUGAACACCAGACAAAAAGAAAGCAUGAAUAUGAAAUAAUGAUUGAUAAAAUUACACAGGACAUUGCAUCAAAGAGAUCCCACUUACCGAUGAUCAAGGAUGGCUGCAAACAUUGUCCAGCAGGAUGGAUUUUGAUGAACUUAAUGUGUUAUUACUUUCCAUUCUUGGGCAAUACUGGAUUAAAAACCUGGCAAAAAUCCAGAGAGUUCUGCCAGAUGCACGGUGGUGAUCUUAUGAUCAUAGACAGCAAAGACAAAGAGAACUCAACUGUAAAUGUUUUGUUGAAAAAUGUUGACCCCUCAACUCCAAACACGGGCUUCUGGUUUGGACUGAGAGAUUUCCAUGAGGAAGGGACUUGGAAAUGGUUGAAUGGAUCAGUACUGGUUGAGGGGUACUGGAAUGAUGGAGAACCAAAUAAUAUCAACAAUGAGGACUGUGCAGCAGUAUAUCCCAGAGAAAACUACUUCAAGGCUUGGAAUGAUGUUUCAUGUGGAGCCACAAUGAAAUGGAUUUGUGAAAAAGCACCAAUUUAGUCAAUAUGAAUUAAAAGUGUGCACUUUAACUGCAUUCUCUGGCCAGCUUUAACUGUUUGUAUAAACUGAACUCUACUGUAAAGACUUUUAGACAUCUUGAAAUCUUCUCUAAUGAAGAACAGAAUCUUUACCAUAUCAGUGCCUUGGUCUUGUACAUACACACUGCACACAUGUGCAUGUUACUGUUACACAAAUCUCUGAGUUCAUUUUAAUAAACUAACUACAGUAACAUUUCAGCAUUUUUAUAUCUGCUGUAUGUACUGAUGUCCAGUGGCUGUCACUGCUGUCUGUAAAAUAUUAAAAAAUGAUUUACUGGUUUAA
Toxotes jaculatrix (banded archerfish) is the source of this 1367-nucleotide messenger RNA. Its product is annotated as C-type lectin domain family 4 member M-like. Lineage: Eukaryota; Metazoa; Chordata; Actinopteri; Toxotidae. The record is from RefSeq and is a predicted model, not a curated record. Bases 90 to 1046 code for a protein of 318 amino acids. The transcript is spliced from 6 exons.